Populus trichocarpa (black cottonwood) is the source of this 6147-nucleotide messenger RNA. RefSeq lists its product as uncharacterized. The record is from RefSeq and is a predicted model, not a curated record. Gene Ontology annotation, biological process: positive regulation of transcription by RNA polymerase II. Gene Ontology annotation, cellular component: nucleus. The coding region runs from base 239 to 5980 and encodes 1913 amino acids. The transcript is spliced from 6 exons. Gene Ontology annotation, molecular function: chromatin binding; ATP hydrolysis activity; ATP binding. NCBI's taxonomy places the organism in Eukaryota, Viridiplantae, Streptophyta, Magnoliopsida, Malpighiales, Salicaceae.
UCUGCCUUAUAAACACAAAAAUCAAACAGAGCCCCAAAUUUCUCCGGAACCCCAAACUCGGAUCGGUCCAACUCAGUGAGUCGCUUCUCAUAUUCAAAACUCUCUCCCUCAAAUCCCUCCAAAAUCAAAACCCAUUUCCAAAACAACACGAUGAACCCUUUUUUCUCUUAAAAGUCCAUAUAUACAUAUAUACAUACGCCUAUUCAGUCAUAUUUAUAUAUAAUUUGUUUUAUAUAUUAUGCAAUUGAAAUCGGGUUCGGGUUUGGGUUCGAGUUCUUCGCCUACGGGCGCUAGGCUUCGAAAGAAGCACAAGAGACUCGAUGCGAUAUGUGAAACCGUGUAUAAUCAGAACCAUAGCGAGUCCCUCAAUGAGGAAAAAUCCGGGUCGGGUCAGGCUGCUGACUUGGAGCUCCGACGGAGUUCACGGGUCAGGCGGGCACCUGAACUGCUCGAUGUGUCACCGCCACCGGCUAAGAAACGGAAGAAGAUGAAGAAGAAAGUGAAUUUGGGUGUUAGUAAAAGUUAUAGGAGUGGUAAUAGCAGUUAUAAGAUUGGCAAUAGUAGUUUAAGGAGUGGCAAUAGUAGUUCGAAGAGGGUUAUGGAGGAGGAGGAGGAGGAUAGUGAAGGAGAAGAGGAUUUGGAUGAUACGCCGGGGAGUUGGAGGUCGAGGUUGAGGACAAGAGGGAGGAAUGCUGGGAAGGGAGGGAGCAGUGGGGAGAGUAGGAGGAGGAAGCUUUUUGAUGACAUGGAGGCGGGGGAGAGUGAAUUGGGUGAGGGAGAGGGGGGUUUUGAUGGUGGCAAGUUUGUUAUGGGUUCGAAGAGGGUAGGGAGAGUUAAGGCAUUGAGUGGGCUGGAGAGUGAGGAGAAAGAGGGUGGGAAUGGGCACGGUAGUGGAAAUGUGAGUGAGAACGAUGAGGAUGAGGAGGGUGAGGAAGAUGAUGAGAUGGAGGUGGUGAGGAGUGAGGAUAGUGAUGAGAGUGUGCUGGAUUUGGGUGGUGAAAUUGAUGGUGGAAAUGAGGAGGAAAUAGGGGAUGACGAUGGUGUGAAGGUAAAGGGAGAGGAGGAGAAAGAGAGAUUGGAUGGUUUGGAAUUGGAGAGGAAGGGUGAUGGAAAUGAGAACGUGGAAAAUGUAGAGGAUGAUGAGAAAAUGGAGGAGUUGGUGAUGAUGGAUGCGGAAAAUGAGAGGGAUGUUGAUGAGGUUAAUGGGGCUUUGGUGAACGAAUUGGAGGAUGGACAAUGUGGUGCUGAUGAGAUUAAAAAGGAUGAUGUGGAAAAUGUAGAUUUGACAAAAGGGGUGGAGGACAGAGGGUGCUGUGAUAAAAAUGAAAAGGAUGUUGUUGAAGAGUAUGUAGAUUUGACAAAGCAGGUGGAGAACAAAGGUGGAUUGGAUGAGCUAGAGGGUGAGAAAGAUGUGAAGGUGGACAAAAUGAAGCGUGAUUCAACCAGUAGUCUUGGCAGAUCAAAGAUUAAACAGGGUAGAUGUUGUGGUUUGUGUGGGUGUGGAAAUGAUGGUAAACCACCUAAAAGGUUGGUGCAAGAUGGCGGUGAGAGUGAAAAUGAGGCAUAUAGUGGUUCAUCAGCUUCAGAGGAUGUAAAAUAUGAUGUAUGGGACGGGUUUGGUGAUGAACCAGGGUGGCUUGGUCGUCUCUUGGGUCCUAUAAAUGAUCGUUAUGGUAUUGCUGGAAUCUGGGUUCAUCAAAACUGUGCUGUAUGGAGUCCAGAGGUUUAUUUUGCUGGCUUGGGUUGCUUGAAAAAUGUUAGGGCUGCACUUUGCAGAGGCAAAGCAUUAAAAUGUAGCCGCUGUGGAAGGCCAGGGGCAACUAUUGGAUGUCGUGUUGAUCGGUGUCCGAAAACUUACCACUUGCCUUGUGCACGAGCCACUGGCUGCAUUUUUGACCAUCGAAAAUUUCUUAUAGCAUGCACAUAUCAUCGGCAUCUCUUCCAACCUUAUGGUAAUCAACAUGCAAUACGGAUAAAGAAAUUGAAAGCUAAGAAAAUGAAGUUACAAUUGAGAAAGGUUUCGAAUGAUGCUUGGCGAAAGGAUGUUGAAGCGGAAGAAAAAUGGUUGGAGAACUGUGGCGAGGAUGAAGAGUUUUUAAAACGUGAAAGCAAGAGGCUCCAUCGGGAUUUGUUGAGAAUUGCACCUGUGUACAUUGGAGGCACUGAUGGUGGAAAACUAUUUGAGGGCUGGGAGUCUGUUGCAGGGCUUCAGAAUGUCAUCCAAUGCAUGAAGGAAGUGGUAAUUUUGCCUCUAUUAUAUCCUGAGUUCUUCAGUAAUUUAGGGAUUACACCUCCUAGGGGUGUUCUUUUGCAUGGGUACCCUGGAACAGGUAAAACUCUUGUAGUACGGGCAUUAAUUGGUUCAUGUGCUCGUGGUGAUAAACGAAUAGCAUAUUUUGCUCGCAAAGGUGCAGACUGCCUAGGAAAGUAUGUUGGGGAUGCUGAGCGCCAACUGAGGCUCCUGUUUCAGGUCGCUGAAAGAUGUCAACCUUCAAUUAUAUUCUUCGAUGAGAUAGAUGGAUUAGCACCUUGUCGUUCAAGGCAGCAAGACCAGACUCACAGCUCAGUUGUAUCCACACUGCUUGCUCUUAUGGAUGGUUUAAAAUCCCGGGGUUCAGUAAUAGUGAUUGGUGCAACCAACCGUCCUGAGGCUGUUGAUCCAGCAUUACGUAGGCCUGGGAGAUUUGAUAGGGAGAUUUACUUUCCAUUGCCAUCAGUUGGGGACAGGGCUGCUAUUCUCUCCCUCCACACACGAAGUUGGCCUAAACCUGUUACUGGGUCUUUGCUGAAGUGGAUUGCAAGAGGAACUGUAGGUUUUGCUGGUGCUGAUCUGCAGGCUCUUUGUACUCAAGCUGCUAUUAUUGCUUUGAAGAGGAAUUUCCCUUUGCACGAAAUGCUAGCUGCUGCAGGCAAUAGAUCUCCUGGUGCUAAACGCAUUCCUCUUCCAGCUUUUGUAGUGGAAGAGAGGGACUGGUUGGAGGCUUUAGCUUGUUCCCCACCCCCUUGCUCUCGUAGAGAAGCAGGGAUAGCUGCUUAUGAUUUGGUCUCCUCCCCUCUUCCCACUCACCUCAUUCCAUGUCUUUUGCAGCCACUAUCUACCUUGUUUGUUUCAUUGUAUCUGCAUGAACACCUCUGGCUGCCUCCUACUCUUUUGAAAGCUGCAAAAAUGUUUGAAUCUCUGAUUGUUUCUUCUUUAGAGAAGAAUAAUCUGCCUACUGAUCGUUGGUGGUCUCACAUUGACAGUUUCCUUAGAGAAGCAGAUGUUGCCAAGGAAAUAUGGAGGAAACUUUCAUGUGCUGGCAUAUUAACUAGAGAGGUUAUUGGUGCUGAUACUGAUGCUUUUGCAGAAGAAACUGAUGCUGAAAGUGUUCAGGUUGAACCUUCUGCAGUUCAUAAUAGGGGCAUGCACACUAGUUUAUUUCGAGAGGUUUCUUUUGCAUCGAGCAAGAAAUCUGGAUUUCGAGUAUUGAUAGCCGGGAGUCCCAGAUCUGGCCAGAAGCAUCUUUCUUCUUGCUUUCUUCAUUGUUUUGUCGGAAACGUUGAAAUUCAGAAGGUUGAUCUGGCUACUGUUUCACAAGAGGGGCAUGGUGAUAUGGUGCAAGGAAUAACAAGAAUAUUAAUGAAGUGUGCCAGUUUCCAAUCAUGCAUGAUAUUCCUGCCAAGAAUUGAUUUGUGGGCUGUGGAGACAUGUCAUAAAGUUAAUGACGACGGUGAUGCAUCUUCAAUUAAUCAUCAAGUUUAUGAGGAGAAAGAAUCCUCUUUGACAAACAGUCAAGUUGUGGAAGAGGAAAAUGAGUCACCCAUCCAUCAAUGUAUACCGGCUGAAAUGACAGAACCCCAAAAUGCUGCCCAAAGUAUAUCACCUGCCUGGAGCUCAUUUGUUGAGCAGGUGGAAUCGAUAUCCGUGUCGACUUCCUUGAUGAUUCUGGCUACCUCAGAGCUUCCAUCCUCAGAACUUCCCCAAAGAGUAAGGCAUUUCUUUGAAAACAAUAGCUCGAAUAGCAGGCAUUCAACUCCAUUGGAGCACACAGUACCCCGAUUUCCUGUGCAUAUUGAUGGGAAUUUCAACCAUGAUACAGUGAUCAGUCUUUCAGCAGAAGCAUUAUUGAGAGACAUAAUUCAACCAUUUGUUCAGUUGAUUCAUCUUAAAGCUCACAUCCCUACAAAUAUACCCAAACAUCAUAAAACUUGUGAUUCCAUUCUUGCUUGUUCAAAUGCAGAAUAUGACAAUCAAAAUCUUUGUUCAGUUGUUAAAAAUGAGGCUGGCACACAAUGUCCUCAUGGUCCUUUAAAUGUUCCACCACCACCCAAUAAUAGAAGUUUGAAAGGAAAAUCAAGCAUGUUGUUGGCAAUCUCUACAUUUGGCUAUCAAGUUCUGCGGUAUCCUCAUUUUGCUGAACUCUGUUGGGUUACAUCUAAACUUAAAGAAGGUCCUUGUGCAGAUGUUAGUGGUCCUUGGAAGGGAUGGCCUUUCAAUUCUUGCAUUAUUCGUCCCUGUAACUCAUUAGAUAAGGUGGCUGCUGCUUGUAGCUCUGGCAAUAUUAAAAGCAAAGAGAGAUCAGGUUUAGUCAGAGGGUUACUUGCUGUUGGUUUAUCAGCAUACAAGGGUGAGUACAAUUCACUUAGAGAGGUCUCCUUUGAGGUAAGGAAAGUUCUUGAGCUUCUAGUUGGACAAGUUAAUGAAAAAAUUCAGGCUGGGAAAGAUAGAUAUCAAUAUGUUCGUCUUCUAUCACAAGUGGCUUACCUGGAAGAUGUGGUAAACAGCUGGGCAUAUGCACUGCAGAGUUUAGAGCCCGACACUCAAGUGAAAGUGGCAAAUGCUAAACUGAAAACCAUGGAAUUCCCAGGUAAUGAUACCUGUGCAGAUAAUUCUGUUGAAAGACAGCACAAGGGAGACACUCCUGAUAGAAACUUCCAUGAAACUGAAAGGCUGGAAGAAAGUCCCAAGGGGUUUUCUGAUAAAAAUCAGGAAGGAGGUGAAUCAAAUAAAGUAGAAAAUGGUUUUUGUGAUCUUAACCCUGAGGACAGAGCUAUUCUUUCAGAAGAUGGAUCAGAACAACAUACCAUCCUCUGUGAAGGUGCCAAAACUGAUAACCAUCAAAAUUCUCCUGCUGAUAAUCAGUUGGUUGGUAAUAUUACAAAUGAGCAGAAUGGGACCUCUCACAGACAAAGUGAACCUGAAAUUACUAAAAAUCUUGCAGUUACUGAUGGAAAUUCAGAAACCUUGAAACAUUCUAAUGGAUAUACACUCACAGAACCUGCCCCCUUUUCUGAGAAUGGUCUCUGCAAUUCAGGUGAAUUGGGUGCCUUGAAGCUCUCUGACCCUGGGAGCUCCUGCAAUCAGAGUAAUGGGUUGGCUGCAGAGGGAAUGGUAACAUUUGAUGAUACUGAACCUAACCAUAGUGAGCAUGCUGAAGACAUUGACGUCUCUCCGGUUGAAACUAGCUGUCCUCCUAAUUCUGGCUUUGUGUGUUUGUAUCGCUGCUGCUCUGUAUGUCUUAAUGCUGUACACGACAUGAUUCAGAAAUUCCUUGCUUGUAAAUUGGCAUUAAACAAGAGCAAUUUGACAGUAGAGGAUGUUCACGAUGCUGUUGCAUCAUUGUCAGUGGAUCUUCUUUCAGUGAUUAGAAAAAUUGAUAUUACUGAAGAAAUCAGCAAUUCAUUCAAGGAAAGCUCUGAUAGAAAUCCUGAAAGAUAUGAUGGCUUCUCAGAAUUGCAUAGCUGUCAAUGUAAAAGUUCUGAAGAUAGUUCAAUUGUCCCAACAGAAUGUGGUUGUCACUCUGUGUUCGAAUCUGUAACUGUGAAAGCAAGUCAUUCGCCAGGCUCCCAGUUUGGACUUGACCCAAAAUUCAUUUUCAGAGAUGGCAUUCUUGUCCUUGUAGAUACCACCGAGGAUGUUUCUUUCCAUUGUAAAUAUGAGACUUUGUGCCUUUGUUCUCUUGUAAAAUCAGUAGCAAUGAUGAAGCAACCUUUUGGUUGAUUUUGCACAGCUUGGAAUUGCCUGGCAAUGGCAACUCGGGUCCUUCACGCAGUCUGUAGGUUUAUAUCCUCUUCCUAUAUAGAAUCAAAAUUUUGUCAGUAAGUUCCAAUAUAAAGAUGUUUAUUUUGUUUACCAUUGUCAGCAAUUCAAAGAGCUUUAUUUUCUAA